UGGUAGCCAUGGAAACGACAACGGCGUUCAGUUUCUCAGUGAGGAAGAGGCGGAGUGAUUUUCCUCUUGUAAUGUUUUUAUUUAGCGGACCAUGGAGCUCCCAGAGACACUUAGAAAACAUUUAGAAGACUUUUCUCGCAACGUUUUGUUUGACCAGAGUCGGACGGAGUCUUCCUCUAAAGACCGCGACGCGUUUUUGGCACACGACAAUCGAGUUCUUUCAAGCCUCCAGCUCCAGAUGUCUCUGUACUUUAACAUGUGGUUCUUCCCCUGGUGGUGGAUCAGUGAAACUGUAAUGCUGCAGCUUAAGUAUCCUGCUUUGUCAGACUACUACAAAAUCAUCCUUGUUACUAUUCUUAUCCUGAUGACGCUGAUCGAGGCUAUUCGACUCUACCUUGGUUAUGCCGGGAACUUGCAGCAAAAGGUCCCAGAGCUGGCUGGAUUUUGGCUCUUGAGCGUCCUGCUGCAGUUUCCAUUAAUCCUGUUUCAGCUCUUUAAUGAAGCCAUCCUCGUUCAGCCCCUGGAGAGAGGUGUUCACAUCGUCCUUGCCUUAUUCAUACUCACACAGGCCAUUUCUGGUUUUGUCGCGCUCCGCGACGUGGUCAGACACACAGAAAACCAAUUUCAUCUGCGACAGUUUGACUGACUUCUCAAACUCUGACGUCCACAUCUGGACACAUCUGGGCAAAACCUCUGCUCACAUCUCCAGGGUCACAGGCUGACAACAAGAAACUGUCACAUUUUGUCUUAGACAUGCUGCAUGGGGUAGCUGAUACUCAAGAUCCGUUAUUGAAAAUAGGGGAUUUUUAACAUAUAUUUUUUGUAUUUUAUUAACAUUUAUUUUAUUAAUAUGUUUUCACAUUUUGCAUUAAAAAAAACAUGAACAUGAUGUGAAUCCUUUGUC
Messenger RNA from Neolamprologus brichardi, 904 nucleotides. RefSeq names its product transmembrane protein 17 (gene tmem17). Lineage: Eukaryota; Metazoa; Chordata; Actinopteri; Cichliformes; Cichlidae. Gene Ontology annotation, biological process: non-motile cilium assembly. The record is from RefSeq and is a predicted model, not a curated record. Gene Ontology annotation, cellular component: ciliary transition zone.